AUGGACGCCUACGAUUACGAUCCCUUGAAUCUCGAAGGUCCCUCUGCUCGACUUCUCCUGUUAUAUGGCGGCGAAUGGUUCGAUAAGCUAGAAUGCACCCUCAUGCAGGCCUGGUUUGACGGCAAUGAGGCUUUGUCUUAUGAAGCGUUGUCAUAUACCUGGGGCGAUGGCGAAAAGCCGAAUCGAAUUAAGAUAGACGGGAAAUGGCUUCCUGUCACAACCAAUCUAUUCGACGCCCUUACGCAUCUGCGUUACCCAACAGAGCCUCGAAUUCUAUGGGUCGAUGCUGUGUGUAUCAACCAGAACGACACCAGAGAGCGGGGCCACCAGGUUCACCAAAUGAGGAAUAUAUACUCUCGAGCGGAACGAGUCAUCUUCUGGUUGGGUCCAGGAACAAGUGAGACGAAUGCUAUUCUGUACUCCCUAUACGAGCUGGAACAGGAAAGUCUCCAUCAUGGAUCGUCCAGAAACUGGAAGCUCACAGAUGAGCGUUGGAGAGAUCUAUGGUCAUAUCUUAUGCGUCGUAGACACCCGGAUCUAUUGGAGAUGCAGAAGACAGGGAUGAAGCUGUUGUUGGAUCGGCCUUGGUUCCGACGAGUAUGGAUUGUGCAAGAAGUUGCCAAUGCUCGAAGUGCUCUGGUUUGCUGCGGCAGCCGGUCGGUGUCAGCGCUUUUCUUCGCUCUGGGACCCUUGCUUACGGAAGUCGAGCCAAUGCCGCACUGUCAAGCCAUCUUGGAUCUAAUGCCCGGCCCUGCAAGGAAUCAUUCUUGGUGGAGUAGACGGCAAGAUCUUCAUACACUGCUUUGCAAAUCCAGGCACAGCGAAGCAAAAGAUCCCAAAGAUAUGAUAUAUGGCUUGCUUAGCAUUGCCUCAGACAUGCAGAGCACCAAUGAAAUACAAGUGGAUUACAAUAAAUCCGAAGCGCAAGUUGUCGCUGUCGCUUUUUCCUUUUUCUAUCAUGACCUAUUCCCAAACCAUUUUAGCGGAAUGUCUCAGUUCGUGGCCAAUUUAGACAUCCUCGACGCUCGAUGUCUCUUGACAUUCGUACAAAGCUUCAACUUCAAUAGCGAUUUAGGUCUCCUAGAGGAAAGAAAAGUCAGGGCCAUGAUCGCAAAUGAUAUUUCUUUCAGCGCAGCAAGAAACUGGUGUCCAGAAGAAGCGUUGUCCCGCCUUUUCGAAGAGCACGCAAGCGGCAUAAGCAUGACACGAGGUCUUGUUCGGAUACUGACCUACCAUUCCAAUAAUAGCUCAAAAUGUCGCACAAAAGCACCCACGUUACCCAACGAACGUUUCUCAAUAGCAGCCGAAUGCUCGAAACGGCAUAGAGAAAUGAUUAUCAAUUGCCUGAUCCAGCAUUACCCCGAUUGCUUUAUCAUCACCGAUCAUAACUGCGGAGAAGAGAUACUGGAAUGUAUACUGAAACAGUGUCCAAAGCAGACUACCAUCCCCGAUCCAGAAGUCGUUAUGCUACUGGCCCGGUUUUUCAGCGCUGGCCUGAUGUCACUAUUCUUGGACAAGUAUGGAGAUGAUAUCGCAAUUUUCUCGGUCAUCCUUGAACAGGCAGCGGGUAACACAAAAGACGGAGGAAAGAUGGUUGAACUUCUUCUUCGGCGACAAAGCGAUGAGAUCAUGAUAAGUGAGGAUGUGGUCAUCGCAGUCGCGAACAACAGAUACCAAGGAAAGGUGAUUAUGGAGGUUCUCUUGGAGCAACGAAGUAACAAGGUGGAAAUCACCUGGCCCAUAUUAAAGACCGUCAUGGACAAUGACAAGGAUGGGUUGCAUAUUUUGAAGCUCCUUCUUGAAAAGCGACGGUCCGAUACAUUAAUCUUUGAGCAUUUUAUGCGGGAUUGUCGAACUCGUACCCCGAUUGGGCAAGCCGUCUUCGAAUUAUUGGAUUAUCAAUCACACACUAGUUAA
This is a messenger RNA of Aspergillus sclerotioniger CBS 115572, 1917 nucleotides long. Its product is annotated as HET domain-containing protein. The transcript is spliced from 2 exons. The record is from RefSeq and is a predicted model, not a curated record. The coding region runs from base 1 to 1917 and encodes 638 amino acids. Lineage: Eukaryota; Fungi; Ascomycota; Eurotiomycetes; Eurotiales; Aspergillaceae.